Sphaeramia orbicularis (orbiculate cardinalfish) is the source of this 2523-nucleotide messenger RNA. It is a transcript of the gene mgat4c, whose product is annotated as mgat4 family member C. Gene Ontology annotation, biological process: protein N-linked glycosylation. The transcript has 8 exons. Gene Ontology annotation, molecular function: acetylglucosaminyltransferase activity. Bases 596 to 2029 code for a protein of 477 amino acids. The record is from RefSeq and is a predicted model, not a curated record. Lineage: Eukaryota; Metazoa; Chordata; Actinopteri; Kurtiformes; Apogonidae.
AGACACGCACACGCGGGGAAGCGGACCGCAUCCGUCCGCCGCCGCAGACGGCUCCAGCGGCGCCUGCCGUGCAUGCAGGGGCUUUGUCAUCGGGAUCGUGAAACGCGUCGGAGCCGGUGUCCGAGCUAUUCUAACCGAGAGAAGACGCAAAGGCACACGGAGAAGGAGGAGAAAGCAGCCGUGUCCUGCAUCCUCCGUACCCCCCCACCCCCGCUGACAGCUGCGUCCGGACCCCCGCCGCGUCCGCUGAUGUGGAGCUGACAUGCUGCAGUGAGUCUGGACAUACGGAAACCGACUUCCCUCAGAUCCUAAUGGGAUGCAGCCAGAUCAAUUAUUAACAUCAAGCCUGGAAGACCCCCUGUCACUUUGAUGUGUGAGCACACCCACCAAUAAUGGCCCAUAGGAUACGCAGUGGAACUCCAGCCGAGGUAGACUUGAUCCUGUAUCCGACCCGGGUCACCCUGCAGACUUUCUCUAUCUCCAAAUACAUCUGACUUUAACAAGUGUUGUGGCGCCGGUGUCUGGAGGUGUUUAGCUCUGUUGGAGAAGUUUGGAUGAACCACUGACAUAAGAUUCCAGUGUGUGACCGAAGAGCAUGAGGCUGCUGUGGAAAUCCCUGGACAAGAUGAGGUGUCUGAGGAAACGCUCCACCAUGCCCUUCCUCGGCUUCCUCAUCACCUUCCUCCUCUUUCUAAAUCUCUACAUUGAAGAUGGUUACGUGCUGGAAGAGGAUAAAAGGCAGCUCAGGGAAACAUCAGUCCACCCUGCGAGCUCAGAGCGAUAUGUUCACACCUUCAGAGACCUCAGUAAUUUCUCUGGAACCAUUAAUGUCACGUACCGUUAUCUUGCUGGAACCCCGCUGAACCGCAAGAAGUAUCUCACCAUCGGACUGUCUUCAGUCAAAAGAAAAAGGGGGAACUAUCUUCUAGAAACCAUCAAAUCCAUCUUUGAUCAGUCCAGUUAUGAGGAGCUCAAAGAGAUCGUGGUUGUGGUCCACCUGGCGGACUUUGACCUGGCCUGGUGUGAGAACCUGGUGCAGGAAAUCACCCGGAAGUUCGCCCACCACAUCAUCGCCGGACGCCUCCUGGUCAUCCAGGCUCCAGAGGAGUACUACCCUUCUCUGGACGGCUUAAAAAGGAACUACAACGACCCAGAGGACAGGGUCCGCUUCCGCUCGAAGCAAAACGUGGAUUACGCUUUCCUCCUGAACUUCUGCACGAACCUGUCUCACUUCUACAUGAUGUUAGAAGACGACGUGCGCUGUUCCAGGAACUUUCUCACGGCGCUGAAGAAGGUGAUCACGUCCAGAGAGGGAUCCUACUGGGUGAUGCUGGAGUUCUCCAAGCUGGGAUACAUUGGGAAGCUGUACCACUCCAAAGACCUGCCACGUCUGGCUCACUUCUUGCUCAUGUUCUACCAGGAGAUGCCCUGCGACUGGCUCCUGAUCCACUUCAGAGGUCUGCUGGCCCAGAAGGACGUGAUCCGCUUCAAACCGUCACUGUUCCAGCACAUGGGCUACUACUCCUCAUACAAGGGAGCAGAGAACAAGCUGAAGGACGACGACUUUGAGGAAGACUCUCUAGACAUUCCUGACAACCCACCUGCCAGCCUUUACACCAACAUCAACGUCUUUGAGAACUAUGAUGCCACCAAGGCUUACAGCACUGUAGACGAAUACUUCUGGGGGAAACCUCCUUCCACUGGAGACUUUUUUGUCAUAGUCUUUAAUAAAUCCACCAAAAUUAGUAAAAUUAAGAUUGCCACUGGUUCUGAUGACCGUCAAAAUGACAUUCUUCACCACGGAGCUCUGGAAGUAGGAGAGAAACUAAUUGGAACUAAAAAAGGGAAGCAGUGUUCCUCCUACAUCACAAUAGGAGAGUUUAAAAACGGCAAUAUUGAGGUUCAAGACGUAGACCACAAAAUCGCCUUUGAUAUCGAGUGUGUACGCAUUGUGGUCACAGCCAGUCAGAAAGAGUGGCUGAUUAUUAGAAGUAUAAGUUUAUGGACGACACAACCCCCCAACCAAUGAGGACUCACACAGAGACACUUAGUACGUCAUAGAGGCAAAGGUUUUUAUUAUUAUUAUUAUUAUUAUUAUUAUUAUUAUUAUUAUUAUUUACUAAUGUAUGUAUUUACAGGUUUAUUUAUUCAUUUUGUAUGUAUUUAUUGAUACUCAUUUUGAUUGCCAGAUCAAUCUAUAGUUUUUUAUACUUGCAAGUUGAAACCUUAGUGGAGCAUCUUCCCAGUCAUGAAGGACUGUUCAGCUGACCUCAGAGUAUUCACAGUACCGUUUCUUUAGCGUUUAGCAGACUUUGUUUAGUUUCAGCUUCAGAUAGCUAUCCUGACAGAGGGCUGGGAGAUUAUCGUUGAAGGGGAUCAAAAUAAUAAUUGACUUGUUAUCAUGGUUUCAGAGAGAUUAUCAGUAAAAUGAUAAUUGCUGCGUUAUAAUACAGACAGGUGACAAAUUAAGGGGAACAUACUGUGUCUCAGGUGUUUUCAUACCUAUUUUGGUUGGUUCAGAUU